AUGUUGGUGCUCAACCAAGAUUUUCGUUUAACGCCUUUGGAAGGUCUUGAGCACAAAUUUGUUACAAUGAGUCAUCUUCAUGCUUACACCAAUACCAACUAUUUCCGCACUGGUAUGAAAAGGAUGGAGGUGUGCGUGCGGCGUCCAACAGCUGUCGUGAAUUCUUCUGCCCAGCUUUUUCGCGGCGGAGCUCCAGCCACACCGAUUGCCCAGAGUAUGUGCAAUCCAAGUUCUAGUCGAUUAAUAAUCAGCAAUGCUGCUACUGUAAAGCGUGAUUAG
Messenger RNA from Cooperia oncophora, 279 nucleotides. The record is from the annotation of a GenBank genome assembly. Lineage: Eukaryota; Metazoa; Nematoda; Chromadorea; Rhabditida; Trichostrongylidae.